GGAUCGAACGCGCAACCUCAUGGUUCCUAGUCGGAUUCGUUAACCACUGCUCCACGACGGGAACUCCUGAUUUAAGACAUUUUUGAAUGAUAGUCAUCUAACAAAUAUUCCUUUGAUCCCUGAAGACUCUUGUUUGCCUCCACCUUUAUUUAACCUGGUUGUCAAUUACUAUAAAAUAAGGAAGAUGGCGUGGAUUCUAUAAAAUAAAGGAUAGACCAGCCAGCUUCAUGCCCAGAGCUAUCAAACCAGGUUUUUAGAAUCCACUUUCUCAAGUCUGGCUCUUUGUUUAGAGAAAGAAAAAAAGUCAGUAGGGUGGCUAGAAGGAAAGUCACUUCCCCAUCCUCUCUGAGGGCUAAUGAGCUGACAGUCUAUUACUUAGGAUCCUGUUGAGAAAUUUGUGAACAAUUGGAAAAGUUUACCUGAUGAUUGACCCGUUGUGAAAUUUAGCACUGAGUAUUUGAUUCUUAAAGUGAGGGGAUUACUGGGGACCUGUGAGUUUCCCUGUGUAAAAAAGAACAAUAUGUUGCCUUAACUGUUACCAUGCGAAACUCCCCAACCCCAACCACAUCUAAGUAAACAGGGAAAGUCCUCUGCUCACAAAAUUCACAUCCUUCUUACAACUUUUAUAUACUUCUUUAGCUGCUCAUGUGUGUGUGCGUGCAUGUGAUGUGCCCAAUGGCCUGACUUUUGGUGAAGUAUAUGCGUUAAUUUUUUACCUGAUAUACUUCUCUCUUAAAAACACUAUUCUAUCCCAGCACAAAGCAGAUGCGCCGCAAACGUUAGCUGACUCUCUCUCUUCGAAUACCAGUGAUGAGAAAUCCCAGCAAAGAAUGUGUUGUUUUCACUAAUACUGCUCUUUAAAUCUCAGACGAUCAAGUGUCAGUUAAUUACCCCCUGGGUUCCCAGGCUUUCACUGGGGCCUUCUAAAAUACACAAAACCCAAAUGAAGGCAGGACACCAUUAGCACUACAUAAUUCAAGCAAACAAUAAAUGUGUUUACUCUGCUGGCUACUGACCACCUGCCUUCCCGUCCCACAAGGCAGGUAUCUAUAUAUAGCAUUUCCCUGUUCACAGUCCUGCAGAGAGUGCACCUCUCUUUGGGCCUCACCAUCUGUGAAUCUGAAAGAAGCUUGGGCGCCCCCCACCCCAACAACAUGCAUCUCCUCUUCCUUCAGCUCCUGCUGCUCCUGCCUCUAGGGAAGGCCUCCCGGCACCGGGAUGGCCACCAAAGUCUGAGUCCUUUUUCUCUUGUGCUCCUAGAAAGGCAGCGCAGAGAGCUCACUGUAGGCAACCACGAGGAAACUGAGGAGAGGCCAGAUCUGUUUGUGGCAGUGCCACACCUGAUAGGUGCCAGCACUGCAGAGGAAGUCCAGAGGCAGCGAGAAAAGAUGCUGUCCAGGUUUGGCAGAUUCUGGAAGAAGCCUGAGAGAGAGCUGAACCCACCCCAGGGCUCAGUCAGGGAGCAAGUCCUACCCAAGACCCAGGGCCUCACUCGGCUGAAGGAUGGGAUGCCGGGGGAGAAAUCUCCUCUUCGGGAAGAAGCCAAGAAAUUCUGGCACCACUUCAUGUUCAGAAUGAGCCCAGCCUCUCAGGGGAUCAUCCUGCCCAUCAAAAGCCAUGAAGUACAUCGGGAGACCUGUAGAACAGUGCCCUUCAGCCAGACAAUUACCCACGAAGAUUGCGAGAAAGCAGUUAUACAGAACAAUCUUUGCUUCGGAAAAUGUGGGUCUGUUCAUUUUCCUGGAACUCCGCAGCACCCCCACACCUUCUGCUCCCACUGCUUGCCUGCCAAGUUCACCACUAUGCACUUGCAGCUGAAUUGCACUGGACUGUCCCCCGUGGUCAAGGUGGUGAUGCUGGUGGAGGAGUGUCAGUGCCAGGUGAAGACAGAGCACCAGCAUGGACACCCCCAACAGAGUGGCUUCCCAGCAGAAUUUCAUGUCCAGGAUCCCUUCAUCCCAGGACUUUCAACUUAAAAAAGCUAUCCCAUUAUCAUCAGCAACGUUGCUAAUCAUUCAGCCUGAAAUGUUAAGUGGGUACAGAAUAUAUUAAGGGAAAGGUGGUUUGCAAAGUAAGAACGAUUUAGAAGUUAUGGUAUUCAUCUUGUUAUUGGUACACAUUUGGGAUCUAGUCUUGGCUCUGCCGCAAACUGGCUGAAGGAUAUUAAUAAGUUGUGGAAGCUUUCUCCACCUUAAGUUUUUCAUCUGCGAGUGACGGAUUUGAACUAGAUGAUUGCUAAGGUCCUUUCCAUUACUAAUAUUAUAUGAUCUGUUGUCUGCAAGUUUUAGUAAAAGCCCUCAUCUGAAGGAGUAAAAGAAAUAAACUAGACCAUAAGAAUGGAUUUCAUUAACAGCUUGUCAAAGCAUUAGCAAAAAAAUUUUUAUAUAUAUGCAUACAUAUAUGGUAUUUAUAGAAAGGAUUCCUCAUACUUUUAGCUGCUUUUGCAUCUUAGGCUGUGUUUUAUUUGACUUCUGUCAGAUGAUUAAGUAGUUCCAUAGAUAAGAAACAACUUGUUUGGUUGCCUCCUUAUUUUUGAAACUCCCCAUAUAAAACCCUUAAUGUCAGGUCUCUAGCUUUGAAGAAGGAGUGGUGAUGUUACAUUUAGUGGUUUACAUAUGGAUGAGGAGCAAUCUUCGUUAGCUAAACUAGUACCUAUGUUAUGGGGAAGGAAAAAUAUAUGGCCAGUACCAGGUUUAAAGUUUAACCCAGAGAUGCUAAUGCAAGUGACCAAGGAAUUCUAGUAGAAGUCAAAUUAAAUGAACUGCAACUAAUUAAAAAUGAUUUAAAAAACCAAUUUACAGGUAAAACGCUUUAUCCCCGUGUGUUUGGCAUUAGGUAGUUUGGUAAGGGUUCUUUGUUUGAAUGACUGUGGUUUUGCUAUUGUAUAAAAGCUUCGUAUUACAAAUUUUAUUUUAAAUUGCAAAUUCAGAAAAUAUUCUGAAUAUCAGCAUAUUAAAUUUCAGUGUAUAAAGCA
This is a messenger RNA of Sus scrofa (pig), 2974 nucleotides long. It is a transcript of the gene CER1, whose product is annotated as cerberus 1, DAN family BMP antagonist. The record is from RefSeq and is a predicted model, not a curated record. Lineage: Eukaryota; Metazoa; Chordata; Mammalia; Artiodactyla; Suidae.